AUGAACCUGAAGCUUGUGCAUUUCCUGCAUCACCAACGCUACUUGGGCCUGACAGACCUGGCCUUUUCCGAUUCGCUACAAAAUUACUGCCUCCAUGCUACCUGGACUUCGAUUGCGACUCAGAUCCUGGUCGUUGGCCUUUUUGCGUCCUCUCUGGUGGCAGCUGCAGUAGAUUCCCUCUACUACAUGGACACCAAUUCACAGACAGGGAACGCAUUUGAUAGAGCUGUGAUCCUGACCGCAUCGGUCAGUCAGCUGCUGGCCAACUUAUGGUUUCGCUCGCAGCAAGACUCCCAGGUGAUCCUGCUGCAGCGCCUUUCGAAGCUGGUGGGGCGAUUGCAUUGCGAGUCACUGGUGAUGUGCAGCCCCCGUUGGCUGUACUGCAUCUGGCUGGUGGUGUCCGUGCUCUAUGGGUCCAUGGUGGCCCAUUUUGGCAUGAAUUGGAUUGAAGACAUGCAGUUAAGCCGCCUUCUAACCCUGCUGGGAUUUGUGGCUCGUUGCAUUUUGGCCAACUUUCAGUACACCUGCUAUACCAGCAUGGUGUUAGUUCUGCAAAGGCUUCUGCGCAUCCAGGCGGAGCAGCUGGAGGGUCUGGUGUCCAGCGCCUCCAUCUCUGCGGCUGAUCUGGCCGCCUGCUUGAGAGCCCACGACGAGAUCCUGCUGCUGGGUCAGCGGGAAUUGGUUGCAGUUUAUGGCGGAGUCGUACUGUUUCUCUUGUUGUAUCAGGUCAUGCAGUGUGUUCUGAUAUUAUACGUCAGCAACUUGGAGGGAUUCCAUUCAGUCCAGGAACUUGUCUUCAUUCUCAUUUGGUUAGCUCCAAUGGUCUUCUACCUCAGCCUACCGUUGGUCGCUAAUGAAGUACUUAAGCAGUGUCAUCGUUUUCGAUGGAAUAUUAAAUGUGAAGCAAGCAGUAGAUAUUUAAGGAGUAUAUAUUUAUCAUAGGACUAAGCAGCCAAAUAAUAUAGCUAAGAAGUCAAGAGAAGUAUCUAAA
Messenger RNA from Drosophila biarmipes, 991 nucleotides. RefSeq names its product gustatory and pheromone receptor 39a-like. The transcript is spliced from 2 exons. Gene Ontology annotation, biological process: sensory perception of taste. Bases 1 to 942 code for a protein of 313 amino acids. The record is from RefSeq and is a predicted model, not a curated record. Gene Ontology annotation, cellular component: membrane. NCBI's taxonomy places the organism in Eukaryota, Metazoa, Arthropoda, Insecta, Diptera, Drosophilidae.